AUGAAUGGAAAUGCACAGUAUGGAUCAACCAAACACUUGGCACCCCCUGCUAGUGUGACGGUGUCAUGGGCGUGGCCAGUACUACACAAACUAGCGCUAUUUCACAUUGCCCCUGCUGGACUGUCGAUAUUAAUGGGCUUUAUAACAAUUUAUGAAAUAAAAAAGAACGAAGUAGUAUUCAACUUUAACACAGCAGCGCCACUAUCUGUAGGAUUCUUGUGUUUACUCUCAGCUGCCUUUCUAUUCGCUGAAUGUAUCCUGCAAUUCAGAAGUAAUUCCAUCGAGAGAAAGUUGACUCCAUUGAUAUGGUUCCACUUCCUAGCCGAAUUCAUAGUCGUAGCUUUGUGUUUGUGGACAACCUUAUGGAACGUUUCCGGUUUGUGUGUGUCGGAGUUAUCCCUCUCUUCAAAAUGUCCUGAAGCCGUAGCAGACGACGACUCUCACUUGUUAGCCGUCAUCGACUUCGUCGUAAUCCUGUGCGUCUGCGUCAACAGCAUGGUUUGUUUCGUUGUCAAGCUAUAUUACCGUCACGACCUCGGUUUAGCCAUAGCAACGGAUCAAAUUUUAGCCAAUCAAAAACAAUUCGAAACAAAUUUGAUUCAGAUGAAUAUAAUGAAAGGAUCUAAGUCACGUGACCGGAUAUCGUUAACUGAAAAUGAUCAAAAUGGCGGCUACAACCAAGACUAUCAUUAUCAACAAUAAGAAUUUUGAAAAUUAUCUUUGAGUGUUAUACGAUUUGAUCAUUUGAAAAUGUGUGGAUGACCUUAGUUUUCGAUUAAUUUCGUUUCGUGAUGAACUAUUCCUGAAUUUGAGUAAAGGCUACCUGUAAAUAUUUAAAAAAAACACAACGCCACGAAAGAACAAUAAAGCAUUCUACAAUAUACAAUAGUUUAUUUAUUUCAAAUGAAUAUUAUAAAGUUUAAGUAUUAAGUAAUGUAGUAUUCUGUGUUUUUUUUUUAUCUAUUUUAUCAUAUAUUAAACUAAAAUUCGGAAAUAAAUUUUCCUUAAAAAAACUGUUCAAUGACAAAAAAUGGAACGAAUAUAUGGAAUUGUGAAUUAAGAAUAAUAAAAAAUUUCUAUUUGAAAUUGUUGAAAAAAUGAUAUUUUUUUGUGACUUAAAAAAAAUAAAAACCUUUGGUUU
This is a messenger RNA of Lottia gigantea (owl limpet), 1141 nucleotides long. RefSeq lists its product as hypothetical. The record is from RefSeq and is a predicted model, not a curated record. NCBI's taxonomy places the organism in Eukaryota, Metazoa, Mollusca, Gastropoda, Lottiidae. Bases 1 to 702 code for a protein of 233 amino acids. The transcript has 4 exons.